This is a messenger RNA of Tetrahymena thermophila SB210, 3888 nucleotides long. RefSeq names its product transmembrane protein, putative. The record is from RefSeq and is a predicted model, not a curated record. The transcript has 5 exons. NCBI's taxonomy places the organism in Eukaryota, Ciliophora, Oligohymenophorea, Hymenostomatida, Tetrahymenidae.
AUGACUAAAAAAAUUGGAUUAGGGGGAGGUGACGUUUGGACAAGAGUUGACUCAAUAUUUUAUUUAUUAUAUUAUGAAAAAAAAACUAUUUCAAUAAAAUUCAUUUAAUAAAAAAAGUUGUUGAGGAAUAUUUCUGAUGAAGAAGAUUAGAUUUGUAAAAAAUAUAAUCUUGAAUAAGCUAAUAACAUCUAGAUGAUAAAAAAUAUAGCAGAUAUCUAUAAAAAAACAAUAGACUUUAAUGGAAUAAAAGAAAAAAUAGAUAUCUUAAAUUUUUCUUAUUUAACUCUUCUUGCAACGAGGUAUCAAAAUUCUUGCUAAUCCUAUUUACAAAUUUUAAACAUCUAUAAAAAUAAAAAUAUCAAACUGAGUUGGAAGGAUGAACAAAAAAUAUUAACAAUUCUCAGAUUGGUAGACUAAAAAUCUAUAUUGAAUAACAAUAUCAUCAACAAAGAAAAUAAUUAUUUUUAGAUUAAGCAAGUUUUAGAAUUUGAAAAGUAAAUUAAAAAAAUAAAUUACAAAUACUUCGAGUGCUUGAAGUAGUAUUAAGAAGUUGUCAAAAAGCUCUCAUUAAAUUUUAUUGAUAUCGAUGAAGCUUACUUGCUUAUGAAAUUUUAUAGAGAACAAAGAAAUAUUUUAAAAGAUUUAAUUAUUAGUCAAUUAAAAUAAAACAGCCAAAAUGAAGUUCUAUAAAACAUAUGUUGUAAAUUUGAUUAGCAUCUAAUUCAUAGAAAACAACUAUCUUUAUACACUUAAAAUAUCAAUGAAUAAUAAGUAAUUAUAUAAAACUAAAAAUAAUUUUACAACAAAAAGAGUUGCCUAGCUUUUAUUUCACUUCUAGAUAAUUAAUUUGGUGUAAUUAAGAAUGUAAAUAAAGGAUUUUUGAAAACUCUUGGUUUUUAAAUUAAAUAGCAAGUUGUUGGUAAAUCUAUUUCGUAAAUAUUUCCUUUAAACCUUAUUGAAAAUAAAAACGAAACAAUGAUUAGUUCUAUUAUUACAGAGGAAUUCUUAUAUUUAUAUAAUGAUAUUUUAGAUAUACCACUUUUUAUAGCUAGAAAUAAUCUUGGAUAUUCCUAGCCCUUUUAAGUUAAAGUUCAAAGUCAAAAAAUAAAUGAUGAGGAUUUUGGAUUAGCUAUUUGGGCAAAUCCAAUCCAAGAUGAUAACAUUUAUCUUGUCUUAGAUUACAAUGAUCCCUCUUCAGUAAAGGCUCUAAGUCAAAUUUUCAAAGAUAAAUUCAUUAAUUAAAAGUUUGAUGUGCAGAAUUUAAAAAAUAUCAGAAUGGAAAACUUUAUACCAAUAAUAAAUUAUUUUGUUAAAAAAUGUGAUACAGAAAACUAAAAUAAAAGAUUUGAAACUUUACUCAUUAGAUCUUAAUUGAGAUCAGAAAGCUAUGAUUUAAGACAUCCAAAUUUUUUAAACUCCUUAAAAUAUCAGGAAAUAUAUAGCAUAAUUGUCAAGUUUUAAAUAGUUAAAACAAAAAUAGCAUCUUUUGUUAAUAUGAUUAUUGAAAGCUACUCAUAAAAAUAGUAUUUUAAGGAAAAGGUUUUUCUAAUUCAACAAUAUUAGAAACAAAUUUAAGAAAUUUGUGGUAUUUCCUUGGAAUUUAAUCCAACAAAUGAAGAAAAUAAUGAUGAUAAAUUUUUUAAACCCACAAAAAGCCAAUUCUAUUAAGAUCCAAUUUUAGAAGAUACAAAUAUAUUAACUACCCUUAGACAAGAGUCAGAUUAAAAUGAAUUUAAAACGAUGAUAUAAAAUUUAAUUAACACAGUUAACUAUUAGACUAUUUAGAAGUAUUGUGAAGAUAGUGUAUUGAAUGAUUUGUAAAUUUCCAAAAUUAAUGGAUCGUUUAAUGAUUAAUAAAAAUACAUAGAAAUAGAGCCAACUAAUGAAGCUAUUAAUACUUAAUUUUCUUAAGCCUAAUAUUAAAUAUAAAACACAAAUAUGAGCAUAAAAAUUCUAGAAGAUGCAAGUGUUGAUUAAAUGAUCUAAGGUUUAAAUAGCAAUGAGUUUUCAUUUGAAAAUCUAUAAUAAAAUUAAAAUAUUUUAGUCUAAUAAAAUUUAGCUAAUUAAGAAGAUGAUACUACAAUUGAGAAAAAAAGCUAAACAUAAUUUGUAUAACAUAAAAACUAAGCCUAAAAAAACUAAGAAAUCUAAUCUGUUUCUUCUUCAAGUAAGAGUUUUGAAGAUAAAUUUUAACGAGAGAAUUUUAAAUAUAUAAAUUGGGUUUACAUGAUAAAUGUACAAUUCAGUUAUGCUCUUUCAGAGAAAAACAACUAUUUAUUAAAUGAAUAUAAUUUGCUCUAAACUCCACCAUCUUAGUUGCAAGAAUUCACUCAGUUAUAAAUAAAUGACUAAAAGUCAAGAAUUAAUCUAAGCAAAUAAUAUUUGCUUUAUCUUUACAACAAUACAAAUCCUUAGAUACAACUUUUUAAUAUUGUUUUAAAUUAGGAUAUCCUUUAAAAAAUUUUUUACAGCAAAGUGCAUUCAGAUAAGUAUUAAAUGCAUAUGUUGUAUGCCAUGCUUAUGUAGGAUUAUGGAAUUUUUUAUGUUGCUUCUGAUUUAGAUCCAAAUGGUUAAAUUAAAUAAUAGAAUGGAGAAAAUUAUGGAGCAUUAAAUAACCAAGUUUAAUCAAUAUUCUCACAGAUUAAUAGCAAAUAUCUUGAUCAACUUAAUUAAAUUUAAAGUUAAAAUAUUUUACAACUCUAUGUCACAAUACUAGUCACUUUUUUUUGCUUGAUAAGUCUUAUUCCAAGUUACAUUUUAACAAAAAUUUAGUAGCAAAAGAUACUAGAGCUAUUUGCAACAUUAGAUAGGGAGUAUCUUAAAGAUAUUUUAAUGGAUUUAAGCUAUCAGAUAUAAUGUUACAAAGGAAACGUAGGAAAAAAGAAGUUUGAUAAUUCAAAUUCAAGCUAUUCUACUCUUGAGGAAGUAUAAAUUUCAAAGAAAAACCAUUCAAUUCCUAUUUAUAUUGAAAAAAAAUUAAAUAUCAGCAGAACUUCUUCUUUGAAAUACUCAUUAAAAUUCUUUAUUUUUGGAUUGAUUGUGGUUUUUUUAUUGAUUUGUGUAUAUCCUACUCUAAAUUAUAUCCUAAUUAGCAAGUUUAUUAAUAACUCAACUAUCAUAUUCAACUUUAACAGUGCUAUUUGUGAUACAUCUUUUGCUAUCUAUAAUUCACUAAGAAAUAGAUAUGGUUUAGUAACUGCAUUUUUAUUACCAUAAUGGUAGUCUCUUCCUAUAUCAACUUUCUAAAAUAAUUUAAAUCAAACAGCUGAUUAAAUUUUCUCACUACCUAAAUUAAUAAAAGAAAAUUUAGAAAAUGUGACUAAUGCAAAUCUUUACAAUUAAUAAAUUUUUAAAGAUUAUCUCGUUAAUAUUUAUACAGCUAACGCAUGUGAUACAAUGUAAAAUUACACCUUAUAUUAGAAUUAAGACUUUUAAUAUACUUAAUGUGGCAGUGUAAGCUAAGGGACUCUUUAAAAAGGAUUACUAAAUGCAAUUGUAUUUUUUAUUAAUAUAUACAAAGACUUUUUAUCUUUUGCUUUUGCUGAAAAUGCUUCUGACUUUAAAUAGGGUUUUAAUGUGUAUAAUUAGAAUAUACCAGCUUACGAUUAAUUUUUAUUGAGGAUAGAAUUGUAAAAAGCUCAUGAAUCUCUCAUGAAAUUUUUUUAAGACUAAAAUCUUCAACUCUAUAAUUACUAUGAACAAAUCAUAAUAAUAUCAGCUACUAUCUAAAUAUGCUUUCUGGUAUUAUUAUUUGUCAUCAGCUGGUACUCAUAUUUUAAAAAUGUAAACAGAAUUAUAUUUUCUACUAAAUAAUUACUAGAUAUUUUUCCAUCAUAAACCAUUAUAAAAAAUACAUAUAUAAUGUCAUUUUUAAGAUAAAAUAAGUGA